GCGCGCGAGUGCAGCGGCGGCGGCGCGGCCAUGGCCGCGCGGUCGGACCUCGAGCUGCGGCGGGAGUUGCAGGCCCUGGGCUUCGAGCCCGGGCCCAUCACCGACACCACCCGGGACGUCUACCUCAACAAGCUGCAGCGGCUGCGAGGCGAGGCCCGGCUGCGCGCGAGGCCCGGCGCGGGGGUGCUGCGGCCUGAGGCGGCGCGCCCGGGCCUGGGCCUGGGGCCGGGGGCUCGCCCGGGGCUCGGGGCCGCCCCCGCUUCCACCUCUUCCUGGGCCGGGAGCCGACCGAGCAUCCACCUCGCCGCGGCCGGGGCCCGCGGCACUUCCUCCUGGCGCCCCGGCCGGGAGCGAGAGCUGGAGCGGGACAGCUCCGAGGAGGACGAGCCGCCCGCCCCGAAUCCUGGCCCCCGCCGCUGGUGGACCCCGGCUUCGGCUUCGGCUUCGGCUUCGGCUUCGGCUUCACCGUUGGCCCGCAGCCCGGCUGUGUAUGGGGCCCCCCGGCCUCGGCCCCUGCCCCGGCCCGAGGUGGGGCGGCGGCUGGAGCGCUGGCUGUCGCGCAUCCUGUGCUGGGUCAGCCUGGCGGGGGUGCUCGUCUUCCUGGGCUUCCUGUGGGUGAAGACGGGGGGGCCCGCCCGGGCGCAGGAGGCGGAAGAGAACAUGAAGUUAUUGCCUGUGGACUGCGAGAGGAAAACAGACGCGUUCUGCCAGGUGGAACAGAAGAAAGUUUUGCUAGAGGUGCUGCAUGAGUUAUAUAACUUCUUGGCCAUACAAGCGGGUAAUUUUGAAUGUGGAAAUCCGGAGAAUCUAAAGAGUAAAUGCAUUCCUGUUAUUGAAGCACAGGAAUACAUUGCAAAUGUAACCGGCAGUUCACCAGCAAGGUUUGAAGCUGCAUUGACCUGGAUACUGAGCAGUAACAAGGAUGUAGGAAUCUGGUUGAAAGGGGAAGACCCGUCUGAGUCAGUGACAACUGUGGACAAGGUGGUUUGCCUGGAAUCUGCCCGUCCCCGGAUGGGUUUGGGUUGCCGGCUCAGUCGGGCUCUACUGACAGCCAUUACCACUGUGCUCCUUUUCUUCUGGGGUCUGGCUUUUUUGUGGGGACUUCUGAUUCUUCUGAAAUAUCGGUGGCGGAAAUUAGAGGAAGAAGAACAAGCCAUGUAUGAGAUGGUGAAGAAAAUUAUAGCUGUAGUUCAGGAUCAUUAUGUUGACUGGGAGCAGGACAUGGAACGCUAUCCAUAUGUGGGCAUCCUUCACGUACGAGACACCCUGAUCCCACCUCAGAGCCGGAGGCGCAUGAAGCGGGUCUGGGACAGAGCAGUGGAAUUUCUGGCAUCCAAUGAAUCCCGGAUUCAGACAGAGUCCCACAGGGUGGCUGGAGAAGACAUGCUGGUGUGGAGAUGGACUAAGCCCUCUUACUUCUCUGAUUCUGAAAGCUAACCUCCCCAGGCAGGGUCAGACGUUCAUGUCCAGCCUGUCCUUGGGGACAGUUUCCACCCUAGGCUCAACAGAGAGGAGUCCACAGAUCUGCUGGUGCUGAAUUCACACUCAUGCCUUGACCUCCCAACUUCUCCUGCCCAUACAUUGUUCCCAUUUCUGAAGGUCACGCCAAGAAAUUUGUGAAAAGUUUAGCUUGUGAGGACUAUCUAGAUUUGCCCUGAGGGUUGGGGAGGAAACAAAUUGGGUCAUGUAGCUGAUCCUUGGUUUUUUUCAGCAAGUAGACCCUUCCUCCCUUUCCUGUUUAGCACCUUUCUUUCUUAAAAGGAAGUGAAAAGGGGUGGAUGCCCAACAGCUGCACAGCUGCUGGAGAUCAGUGAGGUGCAGCCAGUAGCUUCCCCCAGUGGCCAGCACCCACUGGUGCUGGCAGCUUAUACAGCUUUGGAGAAGAACCUCCUGGGGUGGGGUCAUAGGGUGGCAACUGAUGGAGGACCGAAGGCAGCUGUGCUAGGUGCCUGGGGAGACUGAACAGGUGUGCUAACAUGGGAGGAGAGAAGAGUCCACUUCCUUUCGGAGUCUGACCUUCCUUUCCAAACAAGGGGAGGGGGAAAAAAAAGAGGCCAGGAAAACUGAAGUGCAUAUGGGAAGACCUAUUAUGGUGGUGAACAGCUUGCUCUGCCUAGACUAGGGCAUCUGUGAGGUCGGUGGGUACCUGGGACCUGGUGAGUGGUGCAUCAAUGAGGGGACGGGGUUGGGGUGCUAGCCAUUGUCCCUGCUUCUGCAACAGAUCUGUAGGUAAUUAAUUGGGGAAGCAGAUGCUUAGGCAGUGGAACUCAACAGAUUUUAAUUUUUAUACUUUUUUCAUCACAAAAUUAGCCUUCCUAAGGUGGUGGUGUCUAUCCUGUGGUGGUUCUCAUUAGAAAUAGUCAGUUUUGGUUGGACUAGCAAUCUCGCCAGCAUCGUCUAUGUACUGUAGAGGGAAUCCUCAUUCUGAGGGAUAACCAUGGCCAGACAUAGGGUGUUUCCUGUGUUGUAAGACCCCCAUACUCAGCCCCCAGGACUGACUGUGUCAUGGAGUCACUUUUUCCACACACUUUGCACAUUGUCUCAACAAUCUAGAAACAUCUUCCAGGGAGACUUCAGCACCUCCGCCCCCUGCUGGCCACAUAAAAAAGUUGCAGGGGCUCUUGCUUCACAAUUCUGAGACUGCCGAACUUCAUUACCUACCUCCUGCUGGCUCAUCAACUCAAAUCAGAACCGAGAAGGAAGUCUCCAGAAACAGACCAGUGGGGGGUCUUAUUAGUCAAGUAGGAAAGAUCCCACACUAACUUGAAUUUUAUCCCCAUAUGUUCUCAUCUGUGGCAGGAAUGGGGUCUCUGAACAAAAGGGAAACUCAACAGCUGUCCAGAAAGACAUUAGCCAUCUCUUUCUGAUCUUAGUGGUUUUUCUCUUAAUAAAAUUCCAGUAUUCCACAUUUUAGCAAUACUAUUUCCUCUGAUGUUUGUAUGAUCCAUGGUGCCUGUAAUCUUAAAUUUCAGCUCAACUGUAUAGAAAUAUCAUUAUAAUCAGGCUCAAAGUGAACUUCAUUAUUAAUGACUAAAUUGCUGGAGGAAUAGCACUAUUUAUUAAAAACAUUUGUUUCUUUAA
Messenger RNA from Dromiciops gliroides (monito del monte), 3081 nucleotides. It is a transcript of the gene LEMD2, whose product is annotated as LEM domain nuclear envelope protein 2. Gene Ontology annotation, biological process: nuclear envelope organization; negative regulation of BMP signaling pathway. The transcript has 9 exons. Gene Ontology annotation, molecular function: chromatin DNA binding. Bases 31 to 1437 code for a protein of 468 amino acids. Gene Ontology annotation, cellular component: nuclear inner membrane. The record is from RefSeq and is a predicted model, not a curated record. NCBI's taxonomy places the organism in Eukaryota, Metazoa, Chordata, Mammalia, Microbiotheria, Microbiotheriidae.